AUGAUUAAUAUAAAUCAGCUUAAAAUCAAUGAUAAUUGGCUUAAUUUACCCGAUCAUCUAUGGUAUAAAAUCAAUGAUUUUCUAAAUGUUAACGAUAUUUUACGUUUAAGUCGAACAUGUAAAAAAUUAUAUACUCUUAUUAAUAGUUAUGAUUUUUGGACACAUUUAAUUCUAUCACAUUUUGGACAAAAAUUAUGGCAUCGUUAUAUUAUUGAUGUCUUUAAUGUAUCAAAUAAAACUAUAAAUAAUUCAAAUAAAUUAUUAUUAGAAGAAUAUGAAAAUAUUCCAGAAGAAUUUCUUAGUAAUGGUAUUCAGAUAACUUGGGAAAAUCAUGAUUCAAAUGAUGAUAGUAAAGAAUUUAAAAUUGCUCUUAUUCGAUCAUACAAUUAUUUAAAUAUGGAUAAGAAUUUGUCUAUGACAAUGAAUAUUGAUGAUUUUAGAAAAAAAAUAUAUUAUUAUGGAUUUAAUAAUAAACUUCUUGAUCUUUAUAGAUCUAAUAUAUUAUUAUCAAAAUUAAUUUAUUUUUAUUUAAUAGAUCAAAAACGAAUAUCAUUUAUUAAUGAAAAUUUUGUACAAUUUGAUAAUAAUCAUUCUUAUAUAAAACAAAAUGAUUUAACAAGUUUAAAUGGAGAAGUAAUUUAUAUAAAAGAAAUUAUACAUUGGCAAUAUGGUUUAAAAAUUAAUAUGAAAUUUACGAAUAUAUUGCCAGGAAUAUAUCAAAUUAUAUGGAGAAUGAAAUUACAACAACCUUUUCUUAUUGGAUGUACUGAAUUUUUAGCCGUACCUGAUUAUGGUCUAAUGGUUAAUUGUAAAUGGUCACAAGAUACAUUUAUGAAAAUGUAUCAUUAUUUUAAAUGUAAUGAAAACAAUUUUUGGUUUUAUGAGUGUAUGGGAGAAUUAAUAGUUUUUGAAAUUUCAAAUGUUUACGUAUCCAUAAGAAAUUUUAGUGAUUCAUCUGGGAAAAGUGGAGUUUUUCUUGAUUAUGUUGAAUUAAAACUAAUUAGUUAG
Didymodactylos carnosus is the source of this 1008-nucleotide messenger RNA. NCBI's taxonomy places the organism in Eukaryota, Metazoa, Rotifera, Eurotatoria, Philodinida, Philodinidae. The record is from the annotation of a GenBank genome assembly.